Molecule: messenger RNA, 1833 nt
Organism: Westerdykella ornata
Lineage: Eukaryota; Fungi; Ascomycota; Dothideomycetes; Pleosporales; Sporormiaceae
Exons: 4
Coding region: 1-1833 (610 amino acids)
Source: RefSeq, a predicted model, not a curated record
AUGUCAUCCCAAGAUCUACGCCCGCGAAUCUGCCUUCCAGGAUUUGGCCAUUCACUUCAACACUGGUUGACCACAAACGGAAAGGGAGAGCCCUUGUCUGAAUAUCUCUGCGCCUUAGCCCGCUGGAGACAUAGUCCUAUGACCAUUCGAGAUCGCUGCAUGCUAGCUUUCAUGAAUGAAAUCACCGACAAGCCAGAAUGGACCCGUAAGGUCUUCAAUGAAAGCAUUGUCAAGAAGUGGAAGAGCGAAACAAUGACAAUGGACUGGGACAAAGCAGGUAUCCCUAUGGGAGACUUUAGCGGAAGAAUGUUUGACUACUGCAUCGCAGAGCUUCGAGACAAGGCCACUUUCUCUGACCAAUAUCACAUGGUUCGAGUCCUUGAUAUCGAUGCCGUGAUUCUGAAAUCCGAUAACGCAGUGGACGCAGAGCUCAAUGCAGCGCUCCGGUCUGCCGUUCGUCCGCUGGAAGAUGUGCCGGACGUGAAAAAGGAUUGGCAUCCUGGAUCCGACGGCAAGGUGCUGGAUCUCGUCCAUCCGUCACUUUUCCCUCUUAUUUACGGCCGCUCUCGCAUUCUGCCAAAUUCGGUCGUGUCCCUUGACGACUGCGUUAAAAGGAUAGGCGAGGGUGAAGUCAUUCCGCAGCCUACACAAUCUACCAUCCAGAAGGUUAGAACGCGCCAGAGAAUAAAAGAGUGGGAAGUUUGGUCCAAAAACUUCCAGUGGCUCCCUUGCAAUGUGACCUUCCCUGAUGGAAAGAACGCAAGUAUCGAGUCCUACAUCAACAACCUCCAUCCCGACGACCAUGCGGACUUGUAUAGGGUGAUUGAGCAAUUAAUAACCAGAUCCGUGCCCCUCUUCAAUAUCGUCUGCCAGUUCCACCCAGGCGGUUCAAGGAAACAGGGACAUAGAGCAUGGACGGACGCAAUCGAAGCUCAUUCGCCCGUAGAGCCUAUGCCCCCAAGGCCGCAAGACCCAACUGGCGAGGAAGACUGGACAGACGACAGGAGGAGGUGCGCAGACACGCAUUGGCGCCAUCAGUGGUGGAUGGAAAACCGCGUGAUGAUCAAACCGGAACCGGAAAACUACGGUGGAUUACAGUAUACGAAAACCCCAGAAUUGAUUGAUAACCAAUUCAGCUUCCUUGGGGAAAGGCAGAAAAAUUUGCAGGUCAUCGUCAAACUCGCAAACAUCCACCUCACUCCCGAAAAGCCAGAAUAUGAAGGCGGCGGUUGGCAUGUCGAGGGGCAGUUGAAUGAGCACAUCAUCGCAACGGCUCUCUAUUACUACGACAAUGAGAACAUCACAGAUUCUCGGCUGCAAUUCCGCACGAAUGUGGUCGCUGGGGAGCUCGAGGUAGAUCUUGACUACAUGCAGAAUGACCAUGAGGGGAUCGAACAGAUUUUUGGGUUCCAUGGCAACUAUGAUGAGGCGGUUCAGGAGUUGGGUUCCGUCCUCACGUGCGAAGGAAGACUCAUAGCGUUUCCAAAUGGUUUUCAGCAUCGGGUUGGCGGAUUCAAGCUUGCAGAUCCCACGAAACCCGGCCAUAGGAAGAUCGUGGCACUUUUCCUUGUGGAUCCCAUGCUUCCGAUCAUAUCGACGGCGAACGUUCCUCCGCAGCAACGCGACUGGUGGCUGAGGUCGAUUGGUGCUAAAGACGGCGCGCUCGGCGAGAGGCUGCCCGCUGAGCUGGUUCACAUGGUCGGAAGCCGUGUGGAUGACUUCCCAAUCGGACUGGAGGAAGCAAAAGUGGUUCGGGAGAAGCUGAUGGAAGAGAGGGGGAAAUUGGAUCGGACUGUUGAUACCGUGUAUCGUGAUAUGUACGGCUGUUUAUAA